This is a messenger RNA of Myotis davidii, 332 nucleotides long. Its product is annotated as sortilin-like. Gene Ontology annotation, biological process: vesicle organization; Golgi to endosome transport; endocytosis. Gene Ontology annotation, cellular component: Golgi apparatus. The coding region runs from base 90 to 317 and encodes 75 amino acids. Lineage: Eukaryota; Metazoa; Chordata; Mammalia; Chiroptera; Vespertilionidae. The transcript has 2 exons. The record is from RefSeq and is a predicted model, not a curated record.
UUGGUUUUAAUCUAAGUUUUGAUUUCUUUUCACAGUGCAGCCUUCAUAUUCACGCUUCCUACAGCAUCUCCCAAAAACUAAACGUUCCAAUGGCCCCCCUCUCAGAGCCAAAUGCCGUGGGCAUAGUCAUCGCACAUGGUAGCGUGGGAGAUGCCAUCUCAGUCAUGGUCCCGGACGUGUACAUCUCAGAUGAUGGGGGUUACUCCUGGACAAAGAUGCUGGAAGGACCCCACUUCUACACCAUCCUGGAUUCCGGAGGCAUCAUCGUGGCCAUUGAGCACAGCAGCCGUCCUAUCAAUGUGAUUAAGUAUGCAUGAGCUCAGCUCCACCCA